AAAUAGGUCUCCUGACCUCAAGGAGACUUCCUAGAUAAAUACGUGUUAAAUAUAAAAUAAAACGGUAUGUUGUGUAGACUAGGCCGAAUUCAGCCCAUGGGGAUAACAACAGUCUGUAUGUCUGUCUACUGUAGACUACAUUAAGCUUAGUAUGCUUCAGUAUGUGGUGCAGGGAAAGAGUUAAGUGUGACUCCUAUACAUGUUGUGUCAUGCUUAGGCAGCCAAACCAGUCCCUCUGUACAGUACCUCCUUCAAAUGAGAGCUGAAACCAGCACAGAUUCACACAAAGGGAAAUUCUCCCCCGGAGGCAGGAGGAACCCGUGGUUUUAGCAACAGUAACUACAACAGACAGGCUGGGACGGGUUCAGGGACAUCUGUUUAACAUAGUGGCAACCUCUGAGAACGGGAGAAGCCUUUCACUUUGAGAGAAAAGAGAGAGGGAGGGAGGAAAUACAGGGAGGGGACAACUAAGUGGGGGGAGAGAAUUUUUAUGGCCAUAUUUUGUGUGAACGAAAUUGAAAUUGCGCACUUUGUCAUCCGUAAUGUGGGUUACGUUCUAACCAGUCUCUUCUACUGACGGCAGUGUGUUUUACUGCUUCCUGGAUUUUCCUUUCCACAGAGACUGUAGCCAAUGUGAUAGAUUUAUAUUCAACAGAGGAAAAGUAGGCCUAUGAUUUCCCAAUAAGUAGCUUAGAAGUAACUCUAAACAACAUUAGAAUACCUUGAGCUCACUUUUCCUUUUGGUUCGGAUUUAAAGUUAAAUCAACGGAGGUGUCUCUACUCAUAGAAGACCUUUUACCCCGAUUUGGUUCAGAUUCAAACCAUCAGGGGUGUCUCACCAGUCUCCAAGAGCAGCUUUUGUUUUAUCACGAUGGGGUUGUUUUCCUGUUAAGAGGUGGUAGUUCACUGACAAAUCACCUACAGUAGCCCAGAGGAGAGGACCUCCCUAGCACCUGUGAACAUCUGUUCUUGAGGAAUAACUUACCCGAUGGCCAAUUUCCAACAAUCUCCGAUGGCAGCUGUCCAUUCAGAUAAAAUCGAAGAAGCACAGAAAGAACUGAAAGAUCCCAAAGCCAGUGCACAGAAAGGGAUCAGUGAGGGUGGUCGAACAAGUGCAGAUAACAUAAAGGGACUGAAGAGGAAAAAGGUUGUGACAGAGAACCAGCUCAAGAAAAUACCCAAAUCUCCUGUGAAGAAGCCCUUGCAGUCCAAGACCUCGUCCAAGGAGGCUGCGAACUCCUGCUCCAAUCCCGACAGCCCCUCUCGAAACCCUGCCAGCUCACCAAGCCGGAACAGAGAUACGGAGAACAUUCAGCCUGUUGCUGAAUCCUCUGAGGGACUGACAUCAUCCAUUGACAAUGAUAGACUGAAGCAGAGGGAAGUGUCUUCCUCAAAGCCACAGUCUCUUGAUCCGGUCAGUGGUAAAGAGGGGUCUGCCUCUGGUGUUGGGGAAUCUGAGCAGCUCAAGGACCGUAAGAGCGGCGAAACUGGAUGUGAAGGUGAAUCUACUUACCACGCCAGUGCUCCACUUGAGGUCUUGCUCAAGGCUAUGGAACCGGACUUCAGCUCCUUGGCAGAAAGAAACACACAUUUUCCAGUCACAUCUGUUGGAAAACCAAGUCAAACUCUUUCUGCCCAGUUUAUUAGUGAAUUGAAUGCUAUGCCAGCUGAACAUUUUGGACUCCAAACUCAGCCUGGCCAUAUGCAAUCUUACUUUGUAAAUAAACAAGAGAGCCUCACCACCGUGCAGGCCUCUACCCAGGCUACUCCCUUGCAGAAUUCACAGCAUGCUACACAGUAUUUCAGCAACCGGGAAAAGCCUGUCCUACAAAUGAGCUUCAGUACUGGGCCCUCUGCUGCCCAUACUCAUGCACCUGUUCCAUCUGGCUCCAAUUCCUUACCCAAGAGCCAGCCACCGGUGGUCCACACAUGCCAGUCCCUAUCUGCCAGUGUCCCCAGUACCAUUCAAGUCCCUGUUACACCUGGUUACAACCCAGUCCAUAUGGCCACAGUUGUGAACUUUGGUCUUGAACAGAUGUGUAGCAUCUCCCCAAAGCACCAGAAGCCUAAGAAGCAGGGGAAGUAUGUGUGUGAAUACUGCAGUCGACCAUGUGCAAAGCCCAGUGUGCUCCUCAAGCACAUCAGGUCCCACACAGGAGAACGUCCCUACCCAUGUGUUACAUGUGGCUUCUCAUUCAAGACCAAGAGCAAUCUGUACAAGCAUAAGAAAUCCCAUGCUCACGCAAUAAAACUGGGGCUUGUGGCACGUUCCGACUCUGGAACUGGGUCCCUCUCCGUGGAGUCUGACAAAGCACCCGGAACACAUUCAGAUGUAGAGGAAAGCGGGGACAGUGACGAGGAAAGUAGCACAGCGGAGCUGGACCCUGACUCGUCACAAAGUAGUGUUGCAGCAUUCUCUGAGAGCAGUUUGCAGAGUGCAGGCACAACACAAGGCAACCAUGGGGAUACAGGGGACCUAUCGGCUGUUUUCGAAACGCUUAAACCAACGACGAGUCAGAGGAGCUACGAGUCCAAAGGGACAGCUGGCCUCCCGAAAGUAGUCGUCUAUCCUGUUAAUGUCUUGCCUCAACGGGCAGACAGUCCAAGAGUUGCAGACUCUACCCCUGAGCAGGCUACUGCCCAAAGGCAAAGGGACUUCCAAACGGCACAUCUAAGAUCCAGCAUCACCGUCCUGUCGUCCUUGAAAGAGGUGGAUUGCACAAUCACCCUGCAGGAUGCAGGAAGUGAGGAUGAGGAUCAACAGUGUAGGUCCCCACCAGGAGGCGGACAUGGUCAGCUUCAAAGGCAGCAGGCCACAGACUUUUCUCAGCAGCAGCAGGGCAAGUGUCUGCUUAGUCCCCGCAGUUUAGGCAGCACUGACUCUGGGUAUUUCUCACGUUCUGAAAGCGCAGACCAGGCCAUGAGUCCCCCGAGUCCCUUUGUAAAGCUAACCCCACCAACAGACAUGGAUGUCACCAAAAAUGCACUUCCUAAUCUCCCUGCAGUGGUUGCCACUGUUAUGAAUGUGGCUUCCAUGGAGAAGCCACAUGUUGUGCAAGGACAAAUGCGUCCACCAUUAGUAACAAAGGCACUCUCUCUCGAGGAGCGGAUCUCAAAGUUAAUAUCAGACAAUGAGGCAGUGGUUGACGACAAACAGCUGGACAGUGUCAAACCAAGAAGGACUUCUCUUUCCAGGAGAGGUAGCAUAGACUCCCCCAAAUCUUAUAUAUUUAAAGACUCUUUUCAGUUUGACCUUAAGCCAAUGGCGAGAAGGUCAAGUUCCAGCUCAGACAUACCCAAGUCCCCAUUCACCCCCACAGAAAACUCUAAGCCAGUAUUGCUAUUGUCUGUACCUAAUCAGUAUCCACCGAUGGACUGUUUACCAAUAACAAGAAGUAAUUCUAUGCCCACAACUCCAGGGCACUCGGGUCUCCCACCAAACGUUACCCAACAACCCCACAUACUACGGAUCUGCCAGUCUUUUGAUGAAAAAAUGAGUUCCUUAAACGAUGAUGUGUUUUCAUCUGCUCCCUCUACCCCAAAUCCAGCAAUACAUUCUCGUACCCUUGUACGGCAAGUAGCAGUGGAACAUUUCUCCACAAGUGAGGUCCUUACCGCAGUCCGUUCCAUGGAUGAAGGUUACCAUGGUUCUAGCGUUUCCACUGUGACAAUGCAAAGGAGCAGGUCUUUUGAGCAUGCACAAGACCCAAACCGAAAGCCUCAGCAGAGCAAAGGCACAAUGUAUGAGUGUGAGACCUGUCGUAACCGAUACCGAAAACUAGAAAACUUUGAAAAUCACAAGAAAUUCUAUUGUUCAGAACUUCAUGGUCCGAAAAACAAGCUGAUGUCUGUCAGAGAGACUGAGCUGGAUGUUUUUCAGCGUGGCAUGCAGCAGCCAUUAGUCCCCAGAACAACAGGUAUUUCAGGCAUAAUGGACCAACAGCAAUCAAUUAGAAAAAGAAGGAAAAUGAAGAGUGUUGGUGACGAUGAUGACCAAUCACCAACUGACACUAAUCCCCCAUGCUCUGUUAGUUUUGAUUCUUGCCAACUAUCAACAGCCAGUUCAGGUCAGACAUUUUCUCAGCACGCUAUCAAGGUUGAUCUACUGCCUAAAAGCAACCCACCGCAAAUACCUCAAAUUCUGCUAAUAGCAGGAGUUACAGAUGCAACAGAAUCAAGACUGUCACCGAUCAGAGAAACCCAGGUUAACACCUCUGGUAAAGAAAGAGGCGACCUACAGAGGCAAGGCAGCGGUACAUCAGUUAUCAGACAUACCAACUCUCUAAGCAGGCCCAAUUCAUUUGAGAUCUCUGAACCUAUUGACAGAGCCUCUCCUGUUGAUUUCCUGGACAAAGAUGGCCAUAGCACAGGAAAAACUAAGGCAGACGCUACAGCCAAUCUUUCAUUAGAGAGCUAUCAUGAAAAGAUGUCCAUACCUAAAUGUGCCAACCAGGGAGGGAUGGAAAACCGUGUUGACCGCACAUUAGCAGCAGUGACUGAGAGCUGCGCUGCUGUCCAGCAGUCUCGCCUGGUUCGCCAGAACAACAUUCCUGAAAUCCUGGUCACAGAGGAACCUGAUCGUGAGCAUGACGGUCAUAGCACUGAGCAAGGGGAAAAGGCAGCAGAUACAUUCAACUGGCCCCAGAGGAGCGAGAGCCUGUCCAAGCUACCCACAGAGAAGCUUCCACCCAAGAAGAAGAGAAUCCGUCUGGCUCAGAUGGAGCACUCCUCUGGAGAAUCCAGCUUCGAGUCCUCACUGUCUCGAAGCCUCAGCAGGGACAGUAGCCUCUCAAGAUGUUCCAGCGUAUCAGCCUCCUUCGACUGGGACGAGCCAUUCAGGUCCGAGAGCCCCUCCAGAGGAGAAUGUGUCAACAAAAUCGGUGAGCUUCAAGGGCUACCAAUAGCCUUCAACACCCUAGGGGUCCCUGGAAUGAUGAGACGUGCUGCCUCAGAACAGAUCAGUUGCACUCAACCCUCAGUGGAGAUCUCUUGCGACUAUCGCAGCAAGUCCUUCGACUGUGGCAUUGGGUCUCCCAGCAGGUCUCUGCCACCCGACAGGUCAAUGUCACCAUUGGAACUGCGAAAGAGUGCUCAAACCUCCUUGUCUCCGCAUGUACCUCUCAUUGAAAGGCGAAGGGGGCCACUGGUUCGCCAGAUGUCUUUAAAGAUUGGGCCGGAGAGUCAGCAACAUGUCGGGAAUCAUGCUAUCGCUGUCCAGAGGCUCCCCACUGUAAUCUCUAUAUCUCAGCAGAGGCCUCAACAGAUGCAACAGACUGCCAACAAUCCUCCCAUUGCCCAACCUUUUAUUUUGCAUUCUGGAGAAACUCUCCUGCAGCACAACGACAAAAUAGUGCAAAGCAUUAACCUGGGCAGCCAAAGUCAACUGCCUCAAGUUCAUGGUCUUCCACACCCUUGGCACCUAACAUCGAGGGUUCAGACAUGCCAAAAUCUACAGCAAUCUGCAGUUAAUGUCGUGAUCAGCCAAGAAGAUGCUCAGAGCAAGUCUGCUGACUCUCAAGACAAGAAAAGCUUUGUGCCCAAGUACCAACUGCGGUGUCCUGCUCUGAGAUCAAGCAAAACAUACUCCUCCACACAGGGUACUCAGACAACCUUGCCCGUCUUAACAAUACCCAUUGCCAACCGGAUGCAAAGUGUGUCAAAGUCUUCAGAUGUUCUCCACAAUGUCUAUGUGGCACAACCGUGUCAUCAGAUUGUAGGGAAUAAGACACAGUCGAUAGUAUUGCCUAUAGGCCUACAAAACAACCGAACUUCUCAAACCCAGCCAGGUGCUCCCCAAUUGCCACAGAUCCUGAUAACCCAUGAGCUGAUGCACCCUUCUUCUGUGGCCAUUAAAGGCAGCCUCUACAACCUUCAUGUUGUAGAUACGGACACAAAGACCGUACCAGAUAUGAACAAGGACAGGCCUCCAGCAUCUGCUGGCCUUCAAGUAAAACGCAAUUUAGUUUCCAAUACCCAGAGCCAUUUUGGUGAAACUCAAAUAGCUCCCUCCCUGGGCUCCUUACACUGCACCCAGAAAAUGGCAGCUGUGACCCUCUGUCCACAACAGGAGCCCAUUGCCUCAAGCAAGAGAAUGCUCUCCCCUGCCAAUAGCUUGGACAUCGCCAUGGAAAAACAUCAGAAGCGAGCAAAGGAUGAACAUGGUGCUGCAUGCCUCACUGACGGCAGGUCCGUCAACUACCUGAACUCCAACAUGGCAGAGGUGACUAGGCAACGGAAGCUAAUGCUAGUCCGUCAGGUGUGCACCACUGAAUCAGCAGACAGUCCCAUUGAAACUGUGGCUCCUCCACUGCAAUACGAGAAACCAGUGGAUGAAAAGAACGCCCAGACUCCUAAUAACCGCAAGACUAUGACACCUGAAAGCCCCGGACAGGAUGAACCAUCUACUGUAGUUGCUCAAUUACAGCCAAGCUUUGCAUUAACCACUGCUCCAGGAAGUCACGUCUCCUCCGUGCCAGCGAACGCCUGCCUGAAGCCUCAAGACAAGAGCGAGGAACAGAAAUGGCCCCCUGCCAAGUGUCCCAUUAGACCUUCGACUUUCCAUGGACAGGUGAAACUGGCCUCAUCUGUAUCUGUGGUCAACACACGAGACAGCCACCGCCUGUCUUUCCCCAGCCUGAAAACUACCACAACCUUCACCUGGUGUUACCUGAUGAAGAGGAAGCCUCUGCAUGUUCCCCAGAUGGACCAGAAGAUCUCGGCCUACUCCACCUGGGCAGUGAGCCCCAACAAACCCCACCCACUGGGCCUGCCCACCAAGGUGGUGAUGUCUCUCUUCAACUCCAAGCAGAACUCAAAGAAAAUACACUACACAGAGGCCAUAACGACAAGUAUGAAAUCAGACAUCUUGGCCUAUUCAAGCAAGCUGAAAGACGUCAUGCCUAAGGUCCUGAAGCAUCAGAAGUCUCUAACAACUGAGAAUAACAGCAAAGUGAAACCUGAGACUCAGGUGAGCAGUGAAUCAGACAAGGAUUCUUCCUCAUCCAAACAAGAGCCACGGAGAGUCAAGAUAUUUGAUGGAGGAUUCAAAUCUAACGAAGAGUAUGUGUACGUGCGUGGGCGGGGUCGUGGUAAAUACAUCUGUGAGGAGUGUGGGAUCCGCUGCAAGAAGCCCAGCAUGCUCCGUAAACACAUCCGCACCCACUCUGACGUACGGCCCUACCAUUGCACCCACUGCAACUUCUCCUUCAAGACUAAAGGGAAUCUGACCAAGCAUAUGAAGUCCAAGGCACACAGUAAGAAGUGUUUGGAAAUGGGUGUGGAGGAUCAGGAAGCAGAAGACUCGGACCGUAGCCAGGUGGGCAGUACAGACCGCCCAGAUUCAGACGGAGAGGACUCUGAAGGUGCUGAUGAUGACAAUGAAGAUGAUAAUGAGGAAGAGGAGGAUGACAGCCAGGCUGAGUCGGGCCUGUCCACCAACCCCUCGGUCUCAGCCAGCCCCCAGCACAUCCCCUCCUCCCUCCAGGCUGAGCUCCCUCCCAGCUCCCUUCUGGCCCAGUUGUCCAUCCACCACCACCACCCAGCUGCCCUGUCACUCCCCCAGCCCCCUGCCUCCGACUCCCACACCCACGAUGCCUCAGACACAGAAUCCGUGCCCAUGCUGAGCCCCGUCUCCCUGGUCAAGCAGAUGUCCAUCUCCGGAGGCUGCUCCAGCCCCCUGCCCUACUCCCCGCCCCCCCACACAUCCGGCACAGAGUCGGUGCCCAUGAUGAGCCCUGUCUCGCCGUGCAGGCAGAUGUCCAUCGAUUACCCUGACUUUGACGUGCCCCCUUGUCCCCCCGCACCGGGCAAGAGCUGCUCCAAGCUCGGCCAGGAUGGCACUUUGGCCCUGUCAGUGAGUGACCCAGGUGUCCCUGUCGGGACAGAUGUCAGCACUCAGACCUCUUCCUAUGGCCUCCAGACAUCCUCCUACAGCCCCUUGCACUUUCCCUCCCAGGGCCCGACCCAAGGACUAGGGGCCACACAGGGGACCAACACCCACCUCUUCAGCCACCUGCCUCUGCACUCCCAGCAGCCUUCACACUCCCCCUACAACAUGGUCCCAGUGGGGGGCAUCCAGCUGGUUCCCGCUGGCCUGGCAGCCUAUUCCACCUUCGUGCCCAUCCAGGCUGGCCCUGUCCAGCUCACCAUCCCUGCCGUGAGCGUCAUCCACCGGAACACCAGCCCCCUCCCAUUCCCCAACUCCUCUAACUCCCCCGAGCGUGAUGGUAUGGUGAGUCCCUCAUCCCCCGUCAACCAGCCUCUGGUGGUCCAGGAGCCCAUCAGUAGUAUCAUGCCCUGCUUCCCCCUUGUUCAGGUGGCUGGGCUGGGGCAGGUGGCUGGGCUGGGGCAGGUGCCUGGGCUGGGGCAGGUGGCUGGUCUACCGGCCCUCGGGGCCUCCCACCAGACGCUGCAGUCCAUGGGUCUGGAGACUCUGACCCUGACCAGCUCAGAAGGCCUGACCUCCACCCAGCUGCUAUCCCAACAUGGCCUGCAGGUCCUGGCUCACACCCCCACCUCCCAGAGCAGGACAGUCCCCCACCACCACACCCACAUCCCCGGCCUGCAGAUCCUCAACAUCGGCGUUCCCUCCCUCAUCCCCUCCCUCAUCCCCUCCCUCAGCCCCAUCUCUGGCCUCAGUCCCCUCGCCGGACCCUUUGAGAGGCAAGGCAGCCCCGAUGCCCCAGGAGCCCCACGGGCCUCUCGGCCCUCCUCUCAGACUGAAACUGGACCCUCAGUCAGCUGUCUGUCUGCUACUUCCUCUUCCGCCGCCACCCUGAGGGGAAGUCCCGCCCAGGAAUUGGCAUCGUCAUGCAGCAGAUCAGGGCCAGGGGGUUCCAGAGGCUCUGAUGACACACAGACUUCAGAAAAGAAAGAGAGGGUGACAUCAUCGCUAACACAGCCCGCCCCAUCCCCAGCUCCAGCUCCAGCUCCUGACAGGGGUCUGGAGGGGGAUAAGAAUCCUUCAGCAGAGGGAGCCAGUGAGCCUGUCACGCCUCGGAGGCAGUUGAUGCUCUCACGACAGCAGGAAACGGAAGACUACAAUGAUGACUCAGCGUCCAGCGAUGAUGAGGACAGACUGGUCAUCGCCACCUGAAACCCCCAACCGAAUAGCCUGGUUAAACCAGACUGAAUGCUGAGUUUACAAUGGUGAUCGCAACGUUCAAUCUGGUUUACCAGGUUACGUUCGAUCUGGUUUACCAGGUUACGUUCGAUCUGGUUUACCAGGUUACGUUCGAUCUGGUUUACCAGGUUACGUUCAAUCUGGUUUACCAGGUUACGUUCGAUCUGGUUUACCAGGUUACGUUCAAUCUGGUUUACCAGGUUACGUUCAAUCUGGUUUACCAGGUUACGUUCAAUCUGGUUUACCAGGUUACUUAUCAAUGUUCUUAUUUUGUAACGGUUUUCACUUUCUAAGACUGAGAACACUUCAGGGUGGGUUUGUUUCUCUGCAAAUCACCAUUCAAAGCACAGUUUCUGACAUUCAUAUUGUAUGUGCAAUCAUAGAUGCUUAUGAUAAUGAUCUUUUAACUUUUUUUGUCAGCUCCAGACAAUUUUUGUUUUUGUACAUGUUGUAUAGACAAGUGUGCCUUUUUUGGAGUUGCUUGUUUUAGGAACCUGUAAAUAAUACCUUACAAAUACAGUAGUUGCUUGUGUUUUAUUUCGACGAAAUGGAACUAAAUAGAAGAAAAUGGAGGAUACCGGUUUUAUUUUGGAAAGUUUUAAUGUCAGUUGUAAAUUAAUGAGAAAAAAAUGAAUGUGUUGUACUCGGACAUUUCUAUGGAUCUGGGGCGUUGUUUCUGUGUACAGAUGUUGUGUUCAACUAUUUAUUCCAUGUAGUGCCCAUGAUGGUUCAUGUCCAUAGGUAUGUGUAAUAUGGUAGCUUUUCAUUGCAGUAUCACUAUUAUUAUCAACUGUAUCAGUAAAACUUUGUUUACAAACAUACAAGGGGUAUUCAGGUUUUUUGUCUCUGAUGCAUAUAACAUGUUUCCACAAUUUAAUACAAUGAAAAUAAAAUUGAAUUGGGGGAAAAUAUCUAAUUAUGUUUAGAUGAUUAAACAGUAGUUCAAUGCA
This is a messenger RNA of Salmo salar (Atlantic salmon), 10071 nucleotides long. RefSeq names its product zinc finger protein 40. The record is from RefSeq and is a predicted model, not a curated record. Gene Ontology annotation, cellular component: nucleus. Gene Ontology annotation, molecular function: zinc ion binding; RNA polymerase II cis-regulatory region sequence-specific DNA binding; DNA-binding transcription factor activity, RNA polymerase II-specific. Lineage: Eukaryota; Metazoa; Chordata; Actinopteri; Salmoniformes; Salmonidae. Gene Ontology annotation, biological process: regulation of transcription by RNA polymerase II.